Messenger RNA from Mandrillus leucophaeus (drill), 2798 nucleotides. It is a transcript of the gene PLG, whose product is annotated as plasminogen. Gene Ontology annotation, biological process: proteolysis. Gene Ontology annotation, cellular component: extrinsic component of plasma membrane. The record is from RefSeq and is a predicted model, not a curated record. Gene Ontology annotation, molecular function: signaling receptor binding; serine-type endopeptidase activity. The coding region runs from base 113 to 2545 and encodes 810 amino acids. The transcript is spliced from 19 exons. NCBI's taxonomy places the organism in Eukaryota, Metazoa, Chordata, Mammalia, Primates, Cercopithecidae.
GAAUAAUUAACUUAAUUUGACUAUCUGGUUUGUGGAUUCGUUUACUCUCAUGUAAGUCAACAACAUCCUGGGAUUGGGACACACUUUCUGGGCACUGCUGGCCAGUCCCAAAAUGGAACAUAAGGAAGUGGUUCUUCUACUUCUUUUAUUUCUGAAAUCAGGUCAAGGAGAGCCUCUGGAUGACUAUGUGAAUACCAAGGGGGCUUCACUGUUCAGCAUCACUAAGAAGCAGCUGAGGGUAGGAAGCAUAGAAGAAUGUGCAGCAAAAUGUGAGGAGGAGGAAGAAUUCACCUGCAGGUCAUUCCAAUAUCACAGUAAAGAGCAACAAUGUGUGAUAAUGGCUGAAAACAGGAAGUCCUCCAUAGUCUUUAGGAUGAGAGAUGUCGUUUUAUUUGAAAAGAAAGUGUAUCUUUCAGAGUGCAAGACUGGGAAUGGAAAGAAUUACAGAGGGACGAUGUCCAAAACAAAAACCGGCAUCACCUGUCAAAAAUGGAGUUCCACUUCUCCCCACAGACCUAAAUUCUCACCUGCUACACACCCUUCAGAGGGACUGGAGGAGAACUACUGCAGGAACCCAGACAACGAUGGGCAGGGGCCCUGGUGCUACACUACUGAUCCAGAACACAGAUUUGACUACUGCGACAUUCCCGAGUGUGAAGAUGAAUGUAUGCAUUGCAGUGGAGAAAAUUAUUAUGGCAAAAUUUCCAAGACCAUGUCUGGACUGGAAUGCCAGGCCUGGGACUCUCAGAGCCCACACGCUCACGGAUACAUUCCUUCCAAAUUUCCAAACAAGAACCUGAAGAAGAAUUACUGUCGUAACCCCGAUGGGGAGCCACGGCCUUGGUGUUUCACCACCGACCCCAACAAGCGCUGGGAACUUUGUGACAUCCCCCGCUGCACAACACCUCCACCAUCUUCUGGUCCCACCUACCAGUGUCUGAAGGGAACAGGUGAAAACUAUCGUGGGGAUGUGGCUGUUACCGUGUCUGGGCACACCUGUCAGCGCUGGAGUGCACAGACCCCUCACACACAUAACAGGACACCAGAAAACUUUCCCUGCAAAAAUUUGGAUGAAAACUACUGCCGCAAUCCUGAUGGAGAAAAGGCCCCAUGGUGCUAUACAACCGACAGCCAAGUGCGGUGGGAGUACUGUAAGAUACCGUCCUGUGAGUCCUCCCCAGUAUCCACGGAACCAUUGGAUCCCACAGCACCACCUGAGCUUACCCCUGUGGUCCAGGAGUGCUACCAUGGUGAUGGGCAGAGCUACCGAGGCACAUCCUCCAUCACUGUCACAGGAAAGAAGUGUCAGUCUUGGUCAUCUAUGACACCACACUGGCAUCAGAGGACCCCAGAAAACUACCCAAAUGCUGGCCUGACAAUGAACUACUGCAGGAAUCCAGAUGCCGAUAAAGGUCCCUGGUGUUUUACCACGGACCCCAGCGUCAGGUGGGAGUACUGCAACCUGAAAAAAUGCUCAGGAACAGAAGGGAGUGUUGCAGCACCUCCGCCUGUUGCCCAACUUCCAGAUGCAGAGACUCCUUCCGAGGAAGACUGUAUGUUUGGGAAUGGGAAAAGAUACCGAGGCAAGAAGGCAACCACUGUUACUGGGACACCAUGCCAGGAAUGGGCUGCCCAGGAGCCCCACAGCCACCUCAUUUUCACUCCAGAGACAUAUCCACGGGCAGGUCUGGAAAAAAACUACUGCCGUAACCCUGAUGGUGAUGCAGGUGGUCCCUGGUGCUACACGACAAAUCCAAGAAAACUUUACGACUACUGUGAUGUCCCUCAGUGUGCAUCCUCUUCAUUUGAUUGUGGGAAGCCUCAAGUGGAGCCGAAGAAAUGUUCUGGAAGGAUUGUAGGGGGGUGUGUGGCCUACGCACAUUCCUGGCCCUGGCAAAUCAGUCUUAGAACAAGGUUUGGAAUGCACUUCUGUGGAGGCACCUUGAUAUCCCCAGAGUGGGUGCUGACUGCUGCCCACUGCUUGGAGAAGUCCCCAAGGCCUUCAUUCUACAAGGUCAUCCUGGGUGCACACCAAGAAAAGCAUCUCGAACCACAUGUUCAGGAAAUAGAAGUAUCUAAGAUGUUCUCGGAGCCCGCAGGAGCAGAUAUUGCCUUGCUAAAGCUAAGCAGUCCUGCCAUCAUCACUGACAAAGUAAUUCCAGCUUGUCUGCCAUCCCCAAAUUAUGUGGUCGCUGACCGGACCGAAUGUUUCAUCACUGGCUGGGGAGAAACCCAAGGUACCCAUGGGGCUGGCCUUCUCAAGGAAGCCCAGCUCCCCGUGAUUGAGAAUAAAGUGUGCAAUCGCUAUGAGUUUCUGAAUGGAAGAGUCAAAUCCACCGAGCUCUGUGCUGGGCAUUUGACCGGAGGCACUGACAGUUGUCAGGGUGACAGUGGAGGGCCUCUGGUUUGCUUCGAGAAGGACAAAUACAUUUUACAAGGAGUUACUUCUUGGGGUCUUGGCUGUGCGCGUCCCAAUAAGCCAGGUGUCUAUGUUCGUGUUUCAAGGUUUGUCACUUGGAUCGAGGGAGUGAUGAGAAAUAAUUAAUUGGACGGGAUUACAGAGUGAAGCAUUGACUCACCUAGAGGCUGGAACAUGGGUAGGGAUUUAGCAUGCUGGAAAUAACUGACAGUAAACAAACCAGGACAUUGUCCCCAGCUACCAGGGAAGCCAAACCUCAGCAUUUUUUGUAUUAUUUUCUGACUGCUGAAUUCUGUAAUAAGGUGACAUAGCUACGACAUUUGUUAAAAAUAAACUCUGUACUUAACUUUGAUUUGAGUUAAUUUUGGUUUUGGUCUUC